GAAUUUGCAUUUAUUUUGCUGUUUGUUCCUUCUGCACUCACUUCUGCGAUUCUAAUUCCAUGGCUUCCCCUCUCGGCGCCAACUUCAACCUUCUCUCUCCUCAACAGCAAGAGUUGGUGAAGAUGCUGUUGGAUAACGGCCAGGAACAUUUGUUUCACGAUUGGCCGGCUCCUGGUGUCGACGACGACCGGAAGAAAGCAUUCUUCGACCAGCUGAUUCGACUCGAUUCGAGCUACCCUGGUGGUUUGGGAGCCUACAUCAAAAACGCUAAACGACUCUUGGCUGAUUCUAAAGCUGGGAAAAAUCCUUUCGAUGGCUUCACACCUUCCGUUCCAACGGGUGAGACUUUGACGUUUGGUGAUGAGAAUUUCAUCAAAUAUGAGGAGGCGGGUGUUCGUGAAGCUCGGAAAGCAGCAUUUGUUCUUGUUGCUGGUGGUCUUGGCGAGCGUUUAGGAUACAGUGGGAUUAAGGUUGCUCUUCCUGCGGAAACCACUACUGGAACAUGUUUCUUACAGCAUUACGUUGAAUCUAUACUUGCUCUUCAAAAAGCCAGCACACAAGGUGAAUCCCAGACUCAGAUUCCUUUUGUUAUUAUGACAUCUGAUGACACUCAUGGGCGUACCUUAGAGCUAUUAGAAUCAAAUUCUUACUUCGGUAUGCAACCCAAACAAGUAACACUUUUAAAGCAGGAAAAAGUUGCAUGUUUAGAAGAUAAUGAUGCCAGGCUUGCAUUGGAUCCGCAAAACAGAUAUAAAAUUCAGACAAAACCUCAUGGACAUGGUGAUGUGCAUUCCCUUCUUUAUUCCAGUGGCAUUCUGAAAGUGUGGCAUGAUGCUGGGUUGAAAUGGGUUCUCUUUUUUCAAGAUACAAAUGGACUUCUCUUUAAGGCAAUUCCAUCAGCACUGGGUGUCAGUGCUACCAACCAGUACCAUGUUAACUCUCUUGCAGUACCUCGAAAAGCAAAAGAAGCUAUUGGUGGAAUUACCAGACUCACCCACUCUGAUGGGAGGUCUAUGGUGAUAAAUGUGGAAUACAAUCAGCUAGACCCCCUUCUGAGAGCAAGUGGAUACCCUGAUGGUGAUGAAAAUUGUGAGACUGGCUACUCCCCUUUUCCAGGAAAUAUAAACCAAUUGAUUUUAGAACUUGGUCCAUACAUUGAAGAGCUCUCAAAAACAGGAGGUGCCAUACAGGAGUUUGUUAACCCAAAAUAUAAAGAUGCCAGCAAAACAGCAUUCAAGUCCUCAACUCGACUUGAAUGUAUGAUGCAAGACUAUCCAAAAACAUUGCCCCCAUCUGCUAGGGUUGGGUUCACGGUGAUGGAAACGUGGCUUGCUUAUGCACCUGUGAAAAAUAAUGCUGAGGAUGCUGCUAAGGUGCCAAAAGGAAAUCCAUACCAUAGUGCAACCUCUGGAGAAAUGGCCAUCUAUCGUGCAAAUAGCAUUAUUCUCAAAAAGGCUGGUGUGCAGGUUGCAGAUCCAGUAUUGCAGGUCUUCAAUGGGCAAGAAGUUGAAGUUUGGCCCCGUGUCACAUGGAAACCCAAAUGGGGUCUCACUUUUUCUCUGAUCAAGGGCAAAGUCAGUGGAAAUUGCUCCAUUUCCCAGAGGUCUAUUCUGGCCAUUAAGGGUCAAAAAAUUUUUAUUGAAAAUCUGUCCUUAGAUGGGGCUCUUAUCAUUGAUGCUGUGGAUGAUGCAGAGGUAAAUGCUAGUGGUUCAGUUCAAAAUAAGGGUUGGAGCAUUGAAACUGUUGACCACAAAGAUGCCUCAGAACCUGAGGUAUCGAGAAUCAGGGGCUUCAAAUUUAACAAAGUUGAGCAGCUGGAAACGAAAUACUCUGAGCCUGGCAAAUUUCACUUGAAGGCUUGAACAUGCAUCUGUUGGAAGAGAAGUUUUAGCUUCUAAAUUCAUUAUUCUUUGUCACUUUUGUAACGUAUCUUUAUACUUUCAUGUUAUAAGCCGUAAGAAGUUUUGCAGAGUUUCUCGCACUCCACCUCCAGUUCCUCUUAGGUGUUUGAUGGGUAUAAGUGGUUAUGUAUUAUUUUGUUCAUAAGUUUUGCCCCCAUUUCGACUAGGAAUAUUAUUUUUGCAUCCCUAGUGUUCAAGGUGUAUAGAACCUGAGCCCAUUUGUAUUGGUAUGGUACAAUUUUUAGCGGAUUCAUUGUGUGUGCAUAUGAACGAAGGUAAGACUUGCAUUUAGUAGUGUGGAAAUAAGUUGGACGAAUGUAAAGGUCAUUUUUUAAUUGCUUUACCCAUCUUAUAUACUGGAUCUGAAUCUUUGUUUCCUUUUUUUUUUAUUAAUACCUAAUGUUCAUUUGUAUUUGUC
Messenger RNA from Abrus precatorius (Indian licorice), 2319 nucleotides. RefSeq names its product UDP-sugar pyrophosphorylase 1. The coding region runs from base 60 to 1862 and encodes 600 amino acids. Gene Ontology annotation, molecular function: UDP-N-acetylglucosamine diphosphorylase activity. NCBI's taxonomy places the organism in Eukaryota, Viridiplantae, Streptophyta, Magnoliopsida, Fabales, Fabaceae. The transcript is spliced from 17 exons. The record is from RefSeq and is a predicted model, not a curated record. Gene Ontology annotation, biological process: UDP-N-acetylglucosamine biosynthetic process.